Aureobasidium uvarum is the source of this 912-nucleotide messenger RNA. Lineage: Eukaryota; Fungi; Ascomycota; Dothideomycetes; Dothideales; Saccotheciaceae. The record is from the annotation of a GenBank genome assembly.
AUGCCUUCCCUCAAUCCUACCCACAUUGACGACGAGCGAUGGCAACAUGGCUUUGCCUUUGUUGAUGAGGCCAAAGAAGUCAGGAUCCACUACAUCGACUGCCCUCCAGAGACGAAGUCCGCAAAAGGCACCGUGCUGCUGAUCCACGGCUACCCAAACACAUCGUAUCAAUGGCGCCACGUCAUCACACCAAUCUCGAAUGCUGGCUACAGAGUGAUUGCCCCAGACUAUCGUGGUGCUGGCGACAACAAUCAUCCCAGGUCUGGCUACGACAAGGUGACAGUGGCCGAUGACCUCUACAGGGUCGUUCAUGAUCAUCUCGACAAGAUUCAUGUUGUCGGACAAGACAUCGGCGGCAUGGUCGCACACGCCUAUGCUGCAAGUCACGCGGACCACACUCGCUCAGUCAUGUUUGGUGAAUGCCCACUUCCCGGCUCGACCCCUUACGAGUCAGGUUUCAAAAAUUCCCCAGGGAUGUGGCACUUCACCUUCCAACAACAACUGGACCUUCCCGAAAUGCUCACUCAGGGCAAAGAGAAGAUUUACAUCAAGCAUUUCUACGACAGACUUUGCUUCAACCCUGCAGGCAUUGGGCCAAGAGACGUCGAGCACUAUGGCUCCAGCUUCUGUCAGCCUGGCGCCAUGAGGGCCGGCUUCGACUUGUAUCGUGCGUUCCCGCAAGACGCAAAGGACAACCAGGCCAUGCUAAAACGUGAUGGCAAGUCCAAGGUUCCCUCAGCGGCAUUGAGCGGUGAGAUGAGUCUGCUCAGGGAGGUUGCGAUGGACCAGACAAAUGAGUUUUACGAGAAAGCUGCAGAGGUUGUCGUAUCGAGAAGCGGCCACUGGACUGCCGAGGAGAAUCCGGCAAGUUUCGUCGAGGGUGUUGUGUCGUUCAUCAAGAAGCAUGAUUAA